This is a messenger RNA of Cuscuta campestris, 3182 nucleotides long. Lineage: Eukaryota; Viridiplantae; Streptophyta; Magnoliopsida; Solanales; Convolvulaceae. The record is from the annotation of a GenBank genome assembly.
CGCCACCAUGCAUUUGAAUUGGUCAAAAGAACCAAGUUUGGUUUUGCUUUCAUGAGUUGGUUUAUUUCCACGGAUGAACUCAUAUAAGAAGAAGAUUCCCUCUUUUGAUACAUACACAGUCUAUCUUCCAAACAAUCAAUUUUGUUGUUUAGGCAGAGGCAUGCCAAACAUGGCUUUCUCGUCCGCCACCAUCAAACCGCCAACCCCAUUGCUCCCGAAGCCGCACGCCGCCGCCUCCUCUUUGCACUGCUUGCCCCGGAGACUCACAGGAUCCGUGAAGGAGCGAAUGGCUGCGGGCGGUGAGGCCUCUGAAUUUGGUGCUCUUCAGCGUCCCGAUUCGUUGGGCCGAUUUGGCAAGUUCGGGGGCAGGUACGUCCCCGAAACGCUCAUCCACGCGCUGCAUGAGCUCGAGACUGCCUUCAGGACUCUCUCAAAUGACCAUGCAUUUCAGAAAGAGCGGGAUAGGAUCUUGUGUGACUAUGUUGGGAGAGCAAGCCCCCUUUAUUUUGCAGAACGACUUACUGAGCACUACAAGCGAUCUAAUGGUGAAGGGCCGCACAUAUACCUGAAGAGGGAAGAUCUAAACCACACCGGAGCAUACAAAAUCAACAAUGCUGUUGCCCAAGCCUUGCUCGCAAAGCACUUGGGCAAGAAACGCAUUAUAGCUGAAACCGGAGCUGGUCAACAUGGUGUUGCCACUGCAAGCGUUUGUGCUUGCUUUGGCUUGCAGUGUGUAAUUUAUAUGGGUGCUCGGGAUAUGGAGAGACAAUCAUUGAAUGUUUUCAGGAUGCGUCUCCUUGGUGCCGAGGUUAAACCGGUCCAUUCUGGAACAGCAACACUUAAGGAUGCUACAUCAGAAGCAAUUCGGGAUUUGGUUACCAAUGUCGAAACGACUUAUUACCUCUUGGGAUCUGUAUCCGGGCCCCACCCCUACCCAAUGAUGGUUAGAGACUUCCAUGCAGUGAUAGGCAAAGAAACAAGAAAGCAAGCAUUGGAGAAAUGGGGCGGAAAGCCUGACGUGCUUGUUGCGUGUGUUGGUGGAGGUUCAAAUGCUAUGGGUUUGUUUCAUGAGUUUGUUGAUGACAAAGAUGUGAGAUUGAUUGGGGUGGAGGGUGCGGGUUUUGGUCUUGAUAGUGGUAAACAUGCUGCUACUUUAACAAAGGGAGAGGUUGGGGUGCUACACGGAGCUAUGACCUAUUUGCUUCAGGAUGAUGAUGGGCAGAUUGUUGAGCCCCAUUCAAUCAGUGCUGGGUUAGAUUAUCCUGGAGUGGGGCCUGAGCAUAGUUUUCUUAAGGACCUCAAACGAGCAGAGUAUCAUAGCAUCACUGAUGAAGAAGCUUUUGAAGCAUUUAUGAGGGUAUCCCGGUUAGAGGGCAUUAUUCCUGCAUUAGAGACAUCACAUGCAUUGGCUUAUUUGGAGAAACUUUGCCCGACUCUACCAGACGGGGCUAAGGUUGUGCUGAACUGCAGUGGCAGAGGAGAUAAGGAUGUUCACACUGCUAUAAAACAUUUGAAGAUGCUCUUAGGGGCUAUUAAUGAUUGUUAUUUGGUGCCUACUGGUAUUCUGGUAUGUUUGAUAGGAGUAGAUCUUCCGAAUCAAUUUUGUUGUUUAGGCAGAGGCAUGCCAAACAUGGCUUUCUCAUCCGCCACCAUCAAACCGUCAACCCCAUUGCUCCCGAAGCCGUACGCCGCCGCCUCCUCCUCCUCUUUGCACCGCUUGCCCCUGAGAUUCACGAAUCGCUCAGCCAAGGCGCAUCCAGUCUUCUGCAGCCUAGCCGCAGGAUCCGUGAAGGAGCGAAUGGCUGCCGCCGGCGAGGCCUCUGAAUUUGGUGCUCUUCAACGUCCCGAUUCGUUCGGACGAUUUGGAAAGUUCGGCGGCAAGUAUGUCCCCGAAACGCUCAUGCACGCGCUGGAUGAGCUCGAGGCUGCCUUCAGGACUCUCUCAAAUGACGAUGCCUUUCAGAAAGAGCUGGAUGGGAUCUUGUGUGACUAUGUUGGGAGAGCAAGCCCCCUUUAUUUUGCAGAACGGCUUACUGAGCACUACAAGCGAUCCAAUGGUGAAGGGCCACACAUAUACCUGAAGAGGGAAGAUCUGAACCACACCGGAGCACACAAAAUCAACAAUGCCGUUGCCCAAGCCUUGCUUGCAAAGCACUUGGGCAAGAAACGCAUUAUAGCUGAAACUGGAGCUGGUCAGCAUGGUGUUGCCACUGCAACCGUUUGUGCUCGCUUUGGCUUGCAGUGUGUAAUUUAUAUGGGUGCUCAGGAUAUGGAGAGACAAUCAUUGAAUGUCUUCAGGAUGCGUCUUCUUGGUGCUGAGGUUAGACCGGUCCAUUCUGGAACAGCAACACUAAAGGAUGCUACAUCAGAAGCAAUUCGGGAUUGGGUUACCAAUGUCGAAACGACUCAUUACAUCUUGGGAUCUGUUGCCGGGCCCCACCCAUACCCAAUGAUGGUUAGAGACUUCCAUGCAGUGAUAGGCAAAGAAACAAGAAAGCAAGCAUUGGAGAAAUGGGGCGGAAAGCCUGACGUGCUUGUUGCUUGUGUUGGCGGAGGUUCAAAUGCUAUGGGUCUGUUUCAUGAGUUUGUUGAUGACAAAGACGUGAGAUUGAUUGGGGUGGAGGCUGCAGGUUUUGGUCUUGAUAGUGGUAAACAUGCUGCUACUUUAUCAAAGGGCGAGGUUGGAGUGCUACAUGGAGCUAUGAGCUAUCUGCUUCAGGAUGAUGAUGGGCAGAUAAUUGAGCCCCAUUCCAUCAGUGCUGGGUUGGAUUAUCCUGGAGUAGGGCCUGAGCAUAGCUUUCUGAAGGACCUCAAACGAGCUGAGUAUCAUAGCAUCACCGAUGAAGAAGCUUUAGAAGCAUUUACAAGGUUGUCUCGGUUAGAGGGCAUUAUUCCUGCAUUGGAGACAUCGCAUGCAUUGGCUUAUUUGGAGAAACUUUGCCCGACUCUGCCGGACGGGGCUAAGGUUGUGCUGAACUGCAGUGGCAGAGGGGAUAAGGAUGUCCACACUGCUAUAAAACACCUCAAGGUUUGAGAAAAGGGUUAUGUAUGUUAUUUUGGAGAUGACUUGUUAUGUGUAGUAGAAAUAUACUUGAGAAGAGUAUUCAUUCCCCAUCAAUAAACAGUCAUGUUCUAUUUCAAUACUCCUUUUUAAUUAAAUAAUUCCACAAUCUUGUUAUCAG